This is a messenger RNA of Zymoseptoria tritici IPO323, 3495 nucleotides long. Its product is annotated as Ca2+-modulated nonselective cation channel polycystin. NCBI's taxonomy places the organism in Eukaryota, Fungi, Ascomycota, Dothideomycetes, Mycosphaerellales, Mycosphaerellaceae. The coding region runs from base 1 to 3495 and encodes 1164 amino acids. The transcript has 2 exons. The record is from RefSeq and is a predicted model, not a curated record.
AUGAAGGUCACCACCCUCGCUGCCGCCCUUGGGGCACUCUCAGUCGCUAAAGCAGCUCCGCAAUACGGCUAUCCGCAGGACGCUCCUCAGUACGCUACUUCGGAAGAGGCGCCGCAGUACUAUACCUCGGAGGCGGCACCUUCUUAUGCUGCUCCGUCCGAAGUUCACGAAGCCCCGUCCUACCCCACCGAGUCCUCCGAGCAGCCUGUGUUUCCUGUCUCCAGCACCUUCACCUCCACCACCACGAAGCGCCACUCGACCAAGUUCAUCACGAUCACGAAGACGAUUCAAUCGGCUAUCUCCGGAAUGCCUUCCACCGUGGUCAUUACCGUGCCCGAGACCGUCACUGUGACCGAUGAUCCCGUUGAUGCUACAACUUCGGCUGAUAGCACCUCGACCGACAGCGACUCAAGUGGCAGCACCUCCACCGAAAGCACCUCCACUGAUGCCAACUCGCCCGAAAGCACCUCCGCCGAAAGCACCUCGACCGACUCUGCUACAGAAUCUACUUCAGACUCCACUACGGAAACUGCCUCCGCGACUGAUUCUGCUACAAGCACUGUCACUGAUUCUACUUCAAGCGAUUCUUCAUCCACGUCUACUUCUACCUCUUCCGCCGCUACGCCUGUCCCAACUGACCAGUCUUGCGACUCGCUCAACAACAGCAACAACGGAGAGGUUAGCAGUGGUGACAAGAACUUCAGCUUGCAAUGCGGAAUGCCCGUGGAUGGAACACCUCUCGAGACGACUUCGAGCGCGGAUUCCUUCGGAGAGUGCCUGAACGAGUGUGGUGCAACAGACGGGUGUGCCGCUUUUACAUUCAAUCCGACCGCAGCUACCUGCACUCUCCUCUCCUCCGUCAGUGAUGGCCUGCCGGACGACACUAAUGGCGACUCUGGCGUCGUGAUUCCUGGAUCCAGCACUACCACAUCUUCAAGCGCGACGGCUUCAACGACGUCCGACGACAGCAGCUCCACCACUUCCGACGUGAGCACCACUGAUAGCGACUCUGCGAGCUCUAGCCAGACGGCCUCUCAGACAACUGGCUCAGCCUCCCAGACAGACACCACCACAACUGAUUCUUCCUCUGAAUCGGGAGUGACGACCGCAUCAAGCGCGUCUCAAACGAGCCAGUCUGAAUCGACAACGGAACCUGGCGCUCAGAGUGAUACUACGGGGUCCGCCAGUCAGACUUCGGACAGCUCUGCCAGUCAGACCUCGGACAGCUCUGCCAGCCAGACUGAUACUUCGGCCACCGACUCACAGACUUCCAACUCUGCAUCGACGACCACAGAUAGCUCUGCUAGCCAGACUGAGAGCUCGACAUCCGAUUCGCAGACUUCAGGGUCGGCGAGUACCACGUCUGCCGAAAGCUCCACGAGUUCAGCAACCUCUGCCAGCGACUCUGCGACCUCCGACAGCAGCUCGGCGACCUCGGAAAGCGCCUCAUCGCAGUCUACAUCGACUGAUUUUGCCACCUCGGCUUCGCAAACUUCUGAGUCGACCACUUCGACUGAUAGCACGCUCACCACGCUGCAGACUACCGUCGUCUCAAGCACGACGAUUGUCAUUCCGAGCUCGACCACAUCCGAGCAGUCUUCGACCACACAAAGCCAGACUACUACAUCCGAGCAGGCUUCAACCACGUCUACUAUUACACAAAGCCAGACCACCACCGCUAGCACAUCGCAGAGCUCCACCAGCGAAUCGACAGGCACCAGCAGUGAUUCUACAACAUCUUCAGCCGGAAGCACGACUUCGGGUUCCACCACCACUUCUGGUUCCGCCACCACUUCUGGUUCCGCCACCACUUCAUCGGCUCCAGCCUCUUCCGGUGCUUGCUCUUCCAUCGGUUCUGGCAACACAUUCGGUAACGGAUACACUGCUCGUUGCGCGAGUGACUACCACGGAUUCGAAGAUGGCAGCGCUGCAGCUGAUAGCUUCGCUGAGUGCGCGCCGCUCUGUGACGCUAAGGACAGCUGCGCUGGCUUCUCUUACAACGGAGAAGUCUGCUUCUUCAAGUCCGCCCAAGGAACUACCCGCCGCUCGGAUCCCAAUGUCGAUGCUGCAUUCAAAGAGGGUCCAUCGGGAGGGACGACAACGACGACCACCACGAACGUGACGAAUGCGAAGCGUCAAGCAUACUACACGGAGACCAAGCCGAUCUACCAAAUACCUUCGACCUACCUGGCCCCUGUUCCGACCUAUCAGGCUCCUUCCACCUAUGGUCUGUCAUCUCCAGGCUAUCAGGUGCCUACAACAUAUGAAACCUCAACGCCAAUUUAUCAGGCACCUUCGACAUAUGGUCUGUCAACUCCAGGCUAUCAGGCGCCUUCAACACAUGAGAUGUCAACGCCAGUUUACCAGGUCCCUUCAAUAUCUGAAACGUCAACGCCAGUUUACCAGGUGCCGUCGACAUAUGUCGUGUCCGUACCAACGUACAGCGCACCGGCUCCUUAUCAGACAACGGUGCCUGGGUCGUACCAGCCUUCUUAUGUUGCUUCCUCCACGACCUAUGUGGUAAGCCAGGCUACUUACCAGGCCCAAUACAAGCGCGCUGAAGAGGAACACCCUGCUUUGCCGGAGACCUACGCAUGCAACCCUGCUCACUCAUACCCGAAUGGCCAGAGCUGCAUCUCUACCGCCGGAAGCCUGACUCUCGUCUCGCCCAGCGCCCACGCCGCUCAGUACCAGACGACGAGCGAGCACCACGCUGUCUACACUACGAAGGAGUCGCACCCAACUUACAUUGCUUCUCCGAAGUCCUCGCCUGCCUACGUGGCCUCUCACCCAACCUACGCUGCGUCCGUGAAGUCUGCCAUUCCAACCUACGCUGCUUCUACCAAGCAUCACAAGACUUCUUCCAAGAUCUCGUACCACAGCUCGCCGCCGGCAAGCUACCAGACUAAGCACACUUCGCCGCCCGCUUCUUACCAGACGAAGAACAGCUCGCCACCAGCUUCGAAGCCACCAACAUACCAGACGACCACGAAGACGUAUGCCGUCGUUCCUUCUGUGCCAGUCUCCAAGCCAACAUACGCGGCGUCUUCUCCCGUGCCGCCUCCAGCUUCAAAGGCUUCUUCUCCUCCCCCAGCCCCACCUGCCAACACCCCAGUCUAUUCUGGAGGAAAGCCACCUGUCGCCCCGCCCGCCGCUCCUCCAAUUGCUCCACCGGCCGCUCCGCCCGCCGCUCCUCCAGUUGCUCCACCGGCCGCUCCGCCUGCCGCUCCACCAACUGCUCCUCCGAUGGCUCCACCGAUGGCUCCUCCGAUGUCUCCACCAGCCGCUCCGCCCGCUGCUCCUCCAAUGGCUCCCCCAGCAGCGCCGCCCGUUGCUCCACCAGCCUCUCCUCAGGCCGCUCCUCAGGCCGCUCCUCCUGCCGCUCCGCCAGUAGCUCCACCAGCUGCCCCGGCCUACACGGGCGCCGCUGAGCGCAAGGAGUUCUCUCCCACUUUCGCACUUUUGCCUCUGGCUUUUGUGGUGUUCGUGUUGUGA